CCUGUAGUGUUUAUGGAGCUGAUGUGAUUUUUUGUUUUAUACUUUUUCUGAACAUGACGCCGUGCUUGCACUGCCUGCAGCCGGGAAAGGGAGAUCGAGGGGUAGCGACAGAGGGAUGGCCACUUCUGGAGAAACUCCUCCCUGAGGGAUACGCUCAUCUGGUGUGCUUUUAUCAUGAGACAGCUCAGACUCAGUUCAGGGCCCACAUGAAACUGAGGAUCACCUCAGAGGUUGAGGCUCGAAAAUGGCUGGAAGACUUUCAAACCUCUUCAGGAGUCACGUGGAGGAAGUCGAGAACAUAUCCCAACACUGGACGGUACAACGCCUACAGGGUAGACUUGAGAUGUCAGCACAACACAUGUCCAAAAAUUGUUGCGAAAAAGACCAAAAACACCUCAUGUGGCGCCACCAUGUUCUUAGUCCUGAAAAGGCACAUGCAAAACGAAGAGAGGAAAUCAAGGUCAAAAGACCCUCAUAUAAAGGAUGGCUACUUACUGAACAUAAACCUCAGACAUGAGCAUAACCACUGGCUGUCCCGGGACGAAGCUUCGCGUUACCGGGAUGUCUCCAGUGAGACCGUUGCCAAACUGAAGAUGCUUUUUGAGAGUGGCCACUCCCCCUCCACCGCGCUGCACAUGAUCAAGUUUGAUCUACAGGAGCAGGAAGGGGAGAAUUACGUCUACGCUGCUGCAGACCGCUCUGUUUGUCCUGACAUUCAGUUUUGUUACAGGCUUUAUCAGAAGCUUUUUCAAAGGCCCUACCGGUCUCCGUCAGGAGAGGAGAUGCUGGUGGAUAUCAGGGAUAGGCUGAACCAACACAACGCGCUACAAGGUGACUCUUGUGCAAAAAUGGAAAAGACUGAAGAUGGGCAUGUGGCUAUUGCCAUAUGCACUCCUGUCAUGAGAAGAACUCACACAAAGCUGAAGGAGAGUGGAGAAUUCAUCUAUGUGGCCUCAUUUGGAAGCAGCGAGCGCCACAACCAGUGCCUGUUUCUCCUUCUCACCUACUCUCCUGCCGGACCGCUGCCCCUCGGUGCGUUUAUCACGACUUCAAAGACCCAGUCGGCCGUAACCUUUGGCCUCCAGCUGCUGCUCACCCUGCUUCCCAGCAGGAGUUUCUACGGACGAGAGCAGCCGCAGGCGGUGAUGACAGAUGAGUGCAGAGUCCUGCGGCAGUCCCUCCAGGCAGUUUUCCCCGGCGCGAAGCUGCUCCUGUCUGCGUUCCACCAGCGGCAGGGCAUGUGGAGGUGGCUCUGGAGUUCCCACAGCGGUGUGGCUAAGGAAGACCGGGGACACCUCCUGGAGGCAUUUCAGAGCCUCAUCCAUGCCGGCUCGACGUCGGCACUGACGACGCAGUUCAACAUAUGUCUUGCUGACCCUCUGGCUGUGAAAUAUCCCAGGUUCCUCCAGCAGCUGGUCAAGGUGUACGGGAGACGUGGAGAGUGGGCCAUUUGUCUUCACGGUGAUCUUUCAGCAAGAGGAUAUGAUCUCAAUCAUUUUGUUGAAAGUGCUGUCAGACUGGCUAAAGAAAUGCUUCUCUACCGGUUGAGGACAUACAACGCCACCCAGGUGUUGGAUUUUGUCACCAGCAGGAUGGAGGCUUCCUUUGUUGACCGCCUUACUGACGUAGCGCUCAGUAGAACAGCUCAUCUCUUCAGGUCAAAGCUUUUCCUUCCUGAGAGUGACGUGGACGGCGACAAGAUUGAACAGGUGGACCAGAACCACUACGUGGUUAGAAGCACAACAUCUGAGUACGACGUCAACAUGACGUUAGGGUGCUGUACGUGUGCGGUCGGAGUCGCCGGUGCACUUUGCAAACACCAAAGCGCAGUUCUGAAUAAGUUUGGUCCUCCUGAGAUCGUCGCUAACGUCGUCACUCCACAGAUGAGAAAGGUCUAUCAUGAGAUUGCGACUGGUUUGGACAGUUCUCAGGAGAGCAUAAACGAGAGUCAUUCAGCCUCAAAGUCUAUUACAGCCAAUGAGGGGAAUAUUUUUGUGGAUUCAGGUGGCCUUCCCAAUGGAAACAUUGGUCCAGGACAAGGGCCACCUGGAGAGCACAUUGAGCAGAUGAUCCAGCAGUUCUGCCAAAGCCUCACAGAUAAACUCAGAAGUGACCCCCAGACCUUCACUGCGCCAAUUUGCACUUUUUUGGAAACAUCUCAGAAGCUGUGUGACAGCUCGCUGGCCUCCGCUCUGCUCUGCUUCGGUAAGGUGACACAGGAGAACUCCAUAAAUCUGCAGCCUUCACAAAUGAUUUCCUUACAACCAGCGGCUGCUGCUAAAAGAACGGCAGAGCCAGGAAAAUGCCAAAACAUUCUCUAUGUGCGACCUCUGAAGUGUCUGAGGAGGGAGCAGCCACCCUGAGGACAUCGGCACAAUGGAGGAAAAGUGUUUCUCUUUCUACUACAGUUCGUGAAAAGGAAAGCGCGUCUCAGCAGGAGUGCCAUAAGUGGCCAUCAUGCAUCACAGCAUCAUAAACGUUUCCUGAAGAUGGAUGCGCAAAUGCAAAACACCCCUGUCCCGCUCUCCUAUCCAGCUAUUUUUGUACACGUUUAAUGUCUGUAUUUCUUUUUUACAAACUUCACAGUUUUACACUUUUGAAUUGUAUAAAAUGUUUUGUUUCUACAAGAAAAGUGUAAUUAAUUUAGUAAUAUCAUAAUUUAACUAAAAGGUCGCGUGUGUCAACUCAACAGUUUGGUCAUAUGAUUCUUGCUAAUUUGAUUCACAUAAUAGAUAUUGCCUCAAAGACAUUGUGUCUUGUGGUGAGAUAAUUUUUCUGAAAGGGUAGUGAUCACCAAGUUUCAA
Molecule: messenger RNA, 2804 nt
Organism: Salarias fasciatus (jewelled blenny)
Lineage: Eukaryota; Metazoa; Chordata; Actinopteri; Blenniiformes; Blenniidae
Exons: 10
Coding region: 54-2363 (769 amino acids)
Molecular function (GO): zinc ion binding
Source: RefSeq, a predicted model, not a curated record